This is a messenger RNA of Nomascus leucogenys (northern white-cheeked gibbon), 3426 nucleotides long. It is a transcript of the gene PLA2G4F, whose product is annotated as phospholipase A2 group IVF. Gene Ontology annotation, biological process: glycerophospholipid catabolic process. The record is from RefSeq and is a predicted model, not a curated record. Lineage: Eukaryota; Metazoa; Chordata; Mammalia; Primates; Hylobatidae. Gene Ontology annotation, molecular function: calcium ion binding; calcium-dependent phospholipid binding. Gene Ontology annotation, cellular component: cytosol.
AGUGCUGCCUGUCACACCUGAGCCAGCAGUUUGUGCAACCAGAGGAGCGCAGGCAGGGCUCCCUGCUGGGGCCUGGGCUGCCCAGCCAUGCCUUGGGCACUCUGGCCAAGGUGGCUGGCAGGCAAGAUGCUGCCCCUUCUGGGGGCAGUGCUGCUUCAGAAGAGAGAGAAGAGGGGCCCUCUGUGGAGGCACUGGCGGCGGGAAACCUACCCAUACUAUGACCUCCAGGUGAAGGUGCUGAGGGCCACAAACAUCCGGGGUACAGACCUGCUGUCCAAAGCUGACUGCUAUGUGCAACUGUGGCUGCCCACAGCGUCCCCCAGCCCUGCCCAGACGAGGAUAGUGGCCAACUGCAGUGACCCCGAGUGGAAUGAGACCUUCCACUACCAGAUCCAUGGUGCUGUGAAGAACGUCCUGGAGCUCACCCUCUAUGACAAGGACAUCCUGGGCAGCGACCAGCUCUCCCUGCUCCUGUUUGACCUAAGGAACCUCAAGUGUGGCCAACCUCACAGACACACCUUCCCACUCAACCACCAGGAUUCACAAGAGCUGCAGGUGGAAUUUGUUCUGGAGAAGAGCCAGGUGCCUGCAUCUGAAGUCAUCACCAACGGGGUUCUGGUGGCUCACCCCUGUCUGAGAAUCCAGGGCACGCUCCGGGGAGAUGGGACAGCCCCACUACGGGAAGAGUAUGGCUCUAGGCAGCUCCAGCUGGCAGUGCCUGGGGCCUACGAGAAGCCACAGCUCUUGCCCCUGCAGCCUCCCACAGAGCCAGGCCUCCCACCCACCUUUACCUUCCACGUGAACCCAGUGCUGAGCUCCAGGCUACACGUGGAGCUGCUGGAGCUGCUGGCAGCUGUGCAGAGUGGCCCCAGCACGGAGCUAGAGGCUCAGACCAGCAAGCUGGGCGAGGGGGGCAUCCUGCUCUCCUCUCUGCCCCUAGGCCAGGAGGAACAGUGUUCUGUGGCCCUGGGGGAGGGCCAGGAGGUGGCUCUGAGUGUGAAGGUGGAAAUGAGCUCCAGGGACCUAGACCUACGCCUUGGCUUUGACCUCUGUGAUGGGGAGCAGGAGUUUCUGGACAGGAGGAAGCAGGUCGUGUCCAAGGCCCUGCAGCAGGUGCUGGGAUUGAGUGAGGCUCCGGACAGUGGCCAGGUGCCUGUAGUGGCUGUGUUGGGUUCCGGUGGUGGAACCCGAGCCAUGUCUUCUCUGUAUGGCAGCCUGGCAGGGUUGCAGGAGCUCGGCCUUCUAGACAUUGUGACCUACCUGAGUGGGGUCUCUGGGUCCACCUGGUGCAUCUCCACACUCUACAGGGACCCAGCCUGGUCCCAGGUGGCCUUGCAGGGCCCCAUUGAUCGUGCCCAGGUUCACGUCUGCAGCAGUAAGAUGGGAGCUUUGUCCACUGAGCGGCUACAGUACUACACUCAGGAACUGGGGGUUCGGGAGCGCAGUGGCCACAGCGUGUCCCUCAUCGACCUCUGGGGCCUCCUUGUGGAGUAUUUCCUGUACCAGGAGGAGAAUCCUGCCAAGCUGUCUGACCAACAGGAGGCGGUCCGCCAGGGUCAGAACCCUUACCCCAUUUACACCAGCGUCAACGUCCGCACCAACAUGAGUGGGGAAGAUUUUGCAGAGUGGUGCGAGUUCACGCCCUAUGAGGUCGGCUUCCCCAAGUACGGGGCUUAUGUUCCCACCGAGCUCUUCGGCUCAGAACUCUUCAUGGGACGAUUGCUGCAGCUCCAGCCCGAACCCCGGAUCUGCUACCUGCAAGGUGUGUGGGGCAGCGCCUUUGCCACCAGCCUGGAUGAGAUCUUCCUAAAGACUGCCGGCUCGGGCCUCAGCUUCCUGGAGUGGUACAGAGGCAGUGUGAAUAUCACAGAUGACUGCCAGAAGCCUCAGCUGCACAACCCCUCGAGGCUGCGAACGAGGCUCCUCACCCCGCAGGGGCCCUUCUCCCAGGCUGUGCUGGACAUAUUCACCUCCCGCUUCACUUCUGCCCAAAGCUUUAACUUCACCCGGGGUCUCUGCUUGCACAAGGACUAUGUGGCUGGCAGGGAGUUCGUGGCCUGGAAAGACACACACCCGGAUGCCUUCCCCAACCAGCUCACCCCCAUGCGGGACUGCCUGUACCUGGUGGACGGAGGCUUUGCCAUCAACUCUCCGUUCCCACUGGCUCUGCUGCCUCAGAGAGCAGUGGACCUCAUUCUGUCCUUCGACUAUUCCUUGGAAGCCCCUUUUGAGGUCUUGAAGAUGACAGAGAAGUACUGCCUGGACCGAGGAAUCCCCUUCCCUAGCAUCGACGUGGGCCCUGAGGACAUGCAGGAGGCUCGUGAGUGCUAUCUGUUUGCCAAGGCUGAGGACCCCCACUCCCCCAUCGUGCUGCACUUCCCCCUUGUGAACCGUACCUUCCGCACACACCUGGCCCCAGGUGUGGAGCGACAAACAGCUGAGGAGAAGGCCUUUGGGGACUUUGUCAUCAACAGGCCAGACACCCCCUAUGGCAUGAUGAACUUCACCUAUGAGCCCCAGGACUUUGAUCGGCUGGUGGCCCUCAGUCGCUACAACGUUCUGAACAACGUGGAGACCUUGAAGUGCGCCCUCCAGCUGGCUCUGGACCGGCACCAGGCUCGGGAGAGGGCUGGGGGCUGACCAAGGCAGGAGGCAGAGGACCGUGACAGAGAGGAGACACACUGCUCGUGGUCAGGGCUUGUAGAGGGAGGAGCGAUGGGGACUUUGUGCAGGGUCUGCUUCCCUUCUCUCCAGUACCUGCCUCGAGGUGCCCCAGGCCACGGAAAGCUCUUGCAGAAUUGCAGCUUGGACUGGGGCAGGGCUCUCCUUGUGUGUUUUUGGAGAAGAUGGGCAGUAGAUCGCUCCAGGGGCUCUUGGGGAUGUAGGGUAGAGGGGAACAGCACUCAUUUCACAGAGGGGUGUGGAGAGAAUCAGGUGAGCCACAGGGGCCACCCCAGACACAGAAGGACCUCAGAGGGCCCAGGUCCUCAGACCCACACAGAACAGGGGCUGAGGGCACCGAGAAGCCAGCUGUCCUCCUUACACUGAGGUGGAAAGCAGAGAUGCAUCCACCCACACUUCCUGCAGAGCGGCCCAAGCCCCAACCCCACCUCAAGCUCCUGGAUGCACUGCUAUCAAGAACAACGAGGGGCUCAGUGGGUGGCCAGCCUAUGUCGCUGACUCCACAAUCCUAACCCUCCUUCUGCCUUCUGGCCUCCUCCUGCCUCCUCCCAGAUCACCCUUCUCUUCCUAGCGCCCUAAAGCCUGUGGGGUGAUGGCCCAUUCUGGCUGCUCCAGGUGGGAGAUGUGGGCAUGUCUCCCUGCCAAUUACCCAGGCUUCACUCUUCGAGCCUGGGCCACAGUCUCUGGUCAUGUGUGUAGUGGCCACAUCAUGCAAAUAUAGUCUCACUAUUCCUAGGAGCUAAA